Messenger RNA from Chrysochloris asiatica (Cape golden mole), 930 nucleotides. RefSeq names its product olfactory receptor 18-like. Gene Ontology annotation, molecular function: G protein-coupled receptor activity; olfactory receptor activity. Gene Ontology annotation, biological process: G protein-coupled receptor signaling pathway. The transcript has a single exon. NCBI's taxonomy places the organism in Eukaryota, Metazoa, Chordata, Mammalia, Afrosoricida, Chrysochloridae. Gene Ontology annotation, cellular component: membrane. Bases 1 to 930 code for a protein of 309 amino acids. The record is from RefSeq and is a predicted model, not a curated record.
AUGGAACCACAGAAUCUAACACGUGUCUCAGAAUUCCUCCUGUUGGGUCUCUCCGAGGAUCCAGGACUGCAGCCCCUCCUCUUUGGGAUGUUCCUGUUCAUGUAUCUGGUCACUGUGCUUGGAAACCUGCUCAUCAUCCUGACUGUCAGCUCUGACCCCCACCUUCACACCCCGAUGUAUUUCUUCCUUUCAAAUCUGUCUUUGACUGACAUUGGUUUCACCUCCACCACAGUACCAAAGCUGAUUGUAGACAUUCAAACUCACAGCAGAGUCAUCUCCUACGGAGGAUGCCUGACUCAGAUGUCUUUUUUUAUGCUCUUUGGAUGUUUGGAUAGUCUGCUCCUGACUGCAAUGGCCUAUGACCGGUUUGUGGCCAUUUGUCACCCCCUGCACUACAGGGUCAUCAUGAACCCCCGCCUGUGUGGAUUGCUGGUUUUGGUGUCCAUUUUCAUCAGCCUUUUGGUCUCCCAGCUGCACAAUUCGAUAGUGUUACAAGUUACCUAUUUCAAGGAUGUGGAAAUUGCUCAUUUCUUCUGUGACCCUUCUCAGCUCCUCAGUCUUGCUUGUUCUGAUGCAUUCACCAAUAACAUAGUAAUGUAUAUUGUUGGUGCCUUGUCUGGCUUUCUUCCAAUUUCAGGGAUCCUUUUCUCUUAUUCUAAAAUAUUUUCCUCUGUUUUGAGAGUCUCAUCAUCAGGUGGGAAGUAUAAAGCUUUUUCCACCUGUGGCUCUCACCUGUCAGUUGUUUGCUUAUUUUAUGGAACAGGCCUUGGAGUGUACUUAAGUUCAGCUGUCUCAUCUUCCCCAAGGAAAGGUGCUGUGGCUUCAGUGAUGUACACUGUGAUCACUCCCAUGUUGAACCCCUUCAUCUAUAGCCUAAGAAAUAGGGAUAUCAAGAAAGCCCUGUGGAGGCUUCUCAGAAGAACUGCUUAA